Messenger RNA from Peromyscus maniculatus bairdii (prairie deer mouse), 801 nucleotides. It is a transcript of the gene Ccl20, whose product is annotated as C-C motif chemokine ligand 20. The record is from RefSeq and is a predicted model, not a curated record. Gene Ontology annotation, biological process: immune response. Gene Ontology annotation, molecular function: chemokine activity. Gene Ontology annotation, cellular component: extracellular region. NCBI's taxonomy places the organism in Eukaryota, Metazoa, Chordata, Mammalia, Rodentia, Cricetidae.
ACAGGGCACUGGGUACCCAGCACUGAGCAGAUCACUCCUGGAGCUGAGAAUGUUCUGCAGUGGCAAAAGGCUGCUCUGCCUUGCUUUGGCAUGGGUGCUGCUGGCUCACCUCCACAGCCAGGUAGAAGCAGCAAGCAGCUUCGACUGCUGCCUUCGGUACACAAAAAGCAUCAUUCCUUCCAAAGCAAUUGUGGGUUUCACAGAACAGCUGGCUGACGAAGCUUGUGACAUUAACGCUGUCAUCUUUCACACCAAAAAGAAACUGGCCGUGUGUGCUGAUCCAAAGCAGGGCUGGGUGAAAAGGGCCGUGCGCCUGCUCAGCUUGAGAGUUAAGAGGAUGUAAACACUGAUGCUUUUCUGCAUGGAAUUGGACACAGUCCAAGGACGAAAUGCUCACACACAACUGGGGUUGGAGGCUGCACCUGCACAUCACUGUACGGACCUGAUUUGUGUCUCACUGGACUUGUCCAAUGGAUGAAGUUGAUUCAUAUUGCAUCAUAGUGUGUCUUGUUUAAGCUCGUGUUAGAGUUAAGUUGUGUUUUAUGUUAUUUAUAGAUCUAGGUUUUCUAUGUGUAGCUAUUUAAUGUUAAUUUCCCACAAGCUAUGGGAGGGCUUAAUCUAAGGUAUAAUAUUAUGUUUAAGGGAAUAAGAUUAUGUGGUCAUUCCUGUAGGUAAUAAGCUAUUGUAAAAAAUAUUUAAUUUUCUUCUGUGUAUUUAAUUGUUUCUUAAAUUGAUGUAAUUGCCUUGUCAAGCAGAAAGUAAUUAUGAUUAUAUAUUGAAAAUAAAAGGACUGAAAAGUUA